Thyridium curvatum is the source of this 1434-nucleotide messenger RNA. RefSeq lists its product as uncharacterized. Lineage: Eukaryota; Fungi; Ascomycota; Sordariomycetes; Thyridiales; Thyridiaceae. Bases 1 to 1434 code for a protein of 477 amino acids. The transcript has 3 exons. Gene Ontology annotation, molecular function: GTPase activator activity. Gene Ontology annotation, biological process: activation of GTPase activity; negative regulation of septation initiation signaling. Gene Ontology annotation, cellular component: mitotic spindle pole body. The record is from RefSeq and is a predicted model, not a curated record.
AUGCCGAGUCCUACAAAAGAGUCGACGAUACCGUCGCUGCCCCCGGCCCUGAUGACCACCACGCUGCAACCACCGCCUUCGCCAAACACCCAUAGGCUUCGCAAACUGCAGUCUGCUCAUAAUCUGGGCGCCAAGGCCUCCAUGAUGGGCACCCCAUCUCUCAUCUCUCAGCAGCGACUCCAGCAGCAACAGCAGCACCAUUCUCAGCACCACCCGCUCCAACGCUCCGGAUCACCGGUGCGCCGAAACGUCAGCGCCUCGAACCGUUCUCCCCAGCGCGGCCGCGCCAACAGCGAUGCCGCUAUGGCCAAUCCCUUCAACAGCAUGAUGACGCCGGCAAGGCGCAAUCUCCUCAGUACCCGCAACCACCUGGCGGACGCCAUGUCGCUUGAGCGGCUGAUCCGCGAUGGCCCUGUCGACGGCGAUGUGACCGGUUCGUUGGAGAGUGCAAGGCUCAAGAUUUUAAACCAGGGCAUUAAGAGCGACGCCGAUGGCAUGUCUUCACUCCGGAUCUACGUCUGGCUUAUCCUCCUCGAUUCCCCGAUCCUGGACACCGAUUCCUACUUGUCCCUGAUCCACCGCGGUGCAUCUCCGGCGUACUCCAAGAUCCGCAAUGACACCUUCCGCACUCUCACCACGGACCCGCUAUUUCGGCGACGAGUGAGUGAGGCAAGCUUGAUCCGUCUGCUCAACGCUAUCGCAUGGAAGUUGCACGAUGCUCGUGAGGAUCGGCUCGGCAAGCCACAGGGCGGUGGCAGACCCUCCCUAGCGCAGAUAGAAGAGAGGCCGUCAACAAGCAGCGGCGCCGUCAGCACCGACUCGCCUUCGCAAACCUCUUCGCCAGCCGUCAGACAACGUGCGCGAGCACUUACUCUGACCACCGAGGGCUCCGAGAGCAGUGGUGUCUCCGAACCCGGAACCUACGUACAGGGAAUGAACGUUCUAGCGGCGCCCUUUCUCUACGCCGCACGAAGCGAGGCGGAAGCUUUCAUAGCGUUCUACCAGUUCCUAACAAAGGAGUGUCCAGGCUACAUUAGAGGUGCGAUGGACGGCGUGCACAAGGGACUGGCCUUGGUGGACAAGGUCCUCGCCAUCGUCGAUCCCAAGCUCAGCUCUUACCUCCUCACCAAGAACCUCUCUGCAGAGAUCUACGCCUUUCCUUCCGUCCUGACUCUGUGCGCCUGCACGCCACCACUUCCAGAGGUUUUGAGACUUUGGGACUUCUUGUUCGCGUUCGGUCCUCACCUCAACAUCUUGUGCAUCGUCGCGCAGCUGAUGCUGAUCCGCAACGAGAUUCUCACAAGUCCGAGUCCUAAUAAGCUUCUGCGAUCUUUCCCUGCCCUCCAAGCCGAUCAGAUCAAGAAUCUCGCAGUCAACAUUCUCAGAAAGAUCCCCGAUGACGUCUAUGCUGAGAUCAUCAGUCACGCCAAGUGA